This is a messenger RNA of Macadamia integrifolia, 654 nucleotides long. RefSeq names its product UDP-xylose transporter 3-like. Gene Ontology annotation, molecular function: antiporter activity; UDP-xylose transmembrane transporter activity. The record is from RefSeq and is a predicted model, not a curated record. The annotation marks the transcript as partial. NCBI's taxonomy places the organism in Eukaryota, Viridiplantae, Streptophyta, Magnoliopsida, Proteales, Proteaceae. The transcript has 3 exons. Gene Ontology annotation, cellular component: Golgi apparatus.
UACUUUACUGAUCCUUUCCACAGUAGGAACAUCCAGCUCUCACUUUCCAUCCUGCUUUUGGGUGUUGGAAUUGCAACUGUGACUGAUCUGCAGCUCAAUGCUCUGGGUUCUGUUUUAUCACUGCUCGCAGUUGUUACUACAUGCGUUGCUCAGAUUAUGACCAACACCAUCCAGAAGAGGUUUAAGGUUUCUUCAACCCAACUUUUGUAUCAGUCUUGCCCCUAUCAAGCCAUGACCUUGUUCAUUGUUGGUCCAUUUCUAGAUGGGCUUCUGACUAAUCAGAAUGUCUUUGCUUUCAAGUAUACGCCUCAAGUGUUGGUAUUCAUUGUCCUUUCCUGCCUGAUUUCUGUCUCUGUUAACUUCAGUACAUUUCUUGUAAUUGGAAAGACAUCUCCUGUUACCUAUCAGGUCCUAGGCCAUCUGAAAACAUGCCUAGUUCUGGCUUUUGGUUAUGUUUUACUUCGUGACCCGUUUAGCUGGAGAAACAUUCUUGGAAUCCUGAUUGCUGUUGUUGGAAUGAUACUGUAUUCUUACUGCUGCACUCUAGAGGGUCAGCAAAAAGCCAGUGAAGCACCUGCACAGUUAUCACAGGUAUUACCUGCUCUUUACUUCUAUCUUGUAUUGUUCUUAUGUCCCUAGGGUAUUUCUCUUGAA